Ooceraea biroi (clonal raider ant) is the source of this 5085-nucleotide messenger RNA. RefSeq names its product atrial natriuretic peptide receptor 1. NCBI's taxonomy places the organism in Eukaryota, Metazoa, Arthropoda, Insecta, Hymenoptera, Formicidae. Gene Ontology annotation, molecular function: ATP binding; protein kinase activity; guanylate cyclase activity. Gene Ontology annotation, cellular component: plasma membrane. Gene Ontology annotation, biological process: intracellular signal transduction; cGMP biosynthetic process; receptor guanylyl cyclase signaling pathway. The record is from RefSeq and is a predicted model, not a curated record.
UUUAUAUAUUAUCAAUAUGUUAUCGGCAGGGAAAAACAAUAGGCGGCCCAUUCAUCAUCCUGGACGUAUCGAUCAGUUGCGAGUAGCGAAAACAAUUAUAAAAUCCAUCGGUUAAUCGUAUUCAAAUGUAAUCGCAAUAUUUGAUUAUUUUGCACAAUGCGCGAUAACGAAAAACAUGUAGCGGAUUAAAGGAGCAUAAAGGAGUUCACUCCCCUUAAUUCUGCCUCACGAAGCAUCCCUUUAAUGGAUCGGCCGUUCGUAAUGCGUGCUCCUGUUAUUUUCAUUUGGUCGAAGUACGAUUUUUUUACUUCGCUAAGUUGUUUACAUCAGAGAAAGAGAGAGAGACGCAACUGAAGAAGAUCCAGGACAGAAAAACAUUAUAAAAAUAUGAAAAUAGAGAUAACAUAAUUAAGAUAGGAAAAGAAUGUUAUCAUAUAAGAAUAAAUGUGCUAUUGGUAAAAGUAAAUCUCUCUCUCUCGUAUUGUGAUUGUCUCGAAAAGAUAGUAAUUUCUCGUUUAUCAUCGUGUUCCGUUUUAUACACAUUACAAUUCGUUUCGCUGCUCGCACGCAUUGCUUUUGCGUCAUUACAUUAAUACAAUUGAACGGAUAUUCGCAUUUGCGAAAAAGGGCGCUCAUGUAACUACAAAUUGCACGCUUCAAAAGAUACUCAGCAAAUUGAGUAUGACAUAUAUUAUUGAUCAUCCACUUUUCGUUAUACGCGGUAUGUUAUAUAAAAAGUUGUUCAUAUAUGCAUGUGUAUGAAGCUUCAGAUAUAUCAUCGCAACUAUAUCUAUAUCGAACCUAUAUCGCCUGUUGCGCGAAAAAGCUUCUGUAUAUUUCUAUCUCCAUUUUCAAUAACAUAAUAAAAUCUCGAUUGAUUGCAAGUGAUCUCGCUAAAUAUUAAGAUAUUUAAUUCAAUUAUCAUAUGAAGCUAACACUUAAUAUGAAGCUAACAUGAUUUACACGAUAACAAACAAUUCUUAAUAAAUCAACUUUUGACAAAGAUUUCAAAGAGAUGAUAAUUCUAACGAUUUAUUUCAGCUUGUACUUGAAGAAUAUGUCAAUCAAAACAUAUAGAACUGUGCAAAUUUUCUUCUACUGUACAUUGAGAUUUUAAGACACUAUUCUUCAUAGAUUUCAAAAUACUAUUCGUGAAAAUAUUAUAUUUAUGAAAACUAUGAUUUGCGUUACAUUUCAAUAUGUAACAUUACGUUUUUAAUAUUUUUAUUAGUGCACGUCGGUAGAAAUCCAAUCAUUGGCCAUUCAUCGAUGCAAUUAACGCGUCAUUAUUUCGAGUCGUUGCACGCAGGAUGCAUCUCCAUACUCGUACCAUCUCGAAUGCGUAAUUAUUUUUGCAAUUCGUCGCUAAUUGCACGUACGCGCGGAUGCAGAAUAUUCACUAUGGAGCUUCGCGUUUCACUCAAGGACGCAGCAGGACAUAUAUUGUACAUGCGUCACACGUGCAACUGCACGCGAGAAAGCACAUUCAAUGUUUCCUCGCAUCCACUCUCAGUAAUCCGAUCGCAUCAUGUUUACGCUGUGAUAUACAUACAAUCCAUCACGCAGUUCAGUUUGUGCGUCUUCAUAGAUUAAUAUUAAUCGUAGAAUCUAAUAAAUAUUGCAUACUAUUAGUGGACAGCAUAAUCAUCUUAAUCUUAUCAUAGACAUUGUGUGUUGGACAAACCUAAAUCUCUCUGUGCCAAAUAAAGUAUGUUCUUCACCACGUAAGAUGCGAAGUUGGUACAAAAUGAGAAUUGAAAAAAAAAAUUGAUAUGGCAUUCGAUUGUCCACAAUUUGUGGGACGUGUGACAAAAUUUGCUGAAUUUUCUUUAUCAUUCCUUUCCGAUUUCCGAUACAGCAUCGGAGCUCAGCCCUGAUGAUGCGGACUGCAAUGUCUGCGAAACGUUGGCACCAAGCUAUCAUGAAACGCGUUAUCCAUCAUGCAGCGGAGCAAUGGCACCAGGUUUAGCGGCGGACAUGCAUUUUCAAGACAAUGUGAUUGCUUUUAUCGGACCGGCUUGUGCGUUUGCUUUAGAACCCGUGGCACGACUUGCAGCGUACUGGAACAGUCCGAUUAUUACUGGCAUGGGUGAUCAACCUCCCUCGGACGGUGAACUGUCUGUCACGUCUGGUAUUCUUGGACGAAUCCAUAAAUGGAAAAAUGAAACCUCGGGAAUUUUUAAAGACAAAAGCAAGUAUCCCACUUUAACGAGAAUGUCGUACUGCCAGUGUCGAUUGCGACUCGUUUUCUCCAGCGUGUUCAAAGAAUUCGGAUGGUCUCACGUUGCGCUAAUAUUGGACAGAUCGGACCUGUUCUCUUUGACAGUAGGAAAAAAUUUGGAGUACGGUCUGCGUAAGGAGGGACUCUUGAAGUUCGUCAGAGAAUUGGACGGGAACUCCGAGGACGAGUCGUAUCACCUAUACUUACGUGACGCGAGUAUGUACGCCAGAAUCGUGAUACUCAGCGUUCGUGGAACGCUGGUCAGGAAAUUUAUGUUGGCCGCCCAUGAAUUGGAAAUGACAAGGGGCGACUGGGCUUUCCUGGACGUCGAGAUAUUUCACGGCUCAUAUUGGGGCGAUCAUGACUGGGAGGUCGGAGAUGCGGACGACGCCGCUGCGAGAAAAGCUUAUGAGGCUUUACUGAGAGUAUCGCUUCUUCAACCAACCAGUCCACGAUUUCAGGAUUUCGCCGACAACGUUCGACAACGCGCACAAUCUGAUUACAAUUACACAUUCUCAGAAGGUGAAGAGGUGAAUUUCUUCGUCGGGGCGUUUUACGACGGUGUAUACUUGUUAGGAAUCGCAUUAAACGAGACCUUAGCCGAGGGUGGCGAUAUCAGAGACGGUAUAUCUAUAACUAGAAGAAUGUGGGAUCGCGACUUCAUCGGCAUUACGGGCCACGUCAGGAUAGACGACAAUGGGGAUCGUGAUGCGGAUUACAGCAUUCUCGAUUUAGACCCCAUUACCGGAAGGUUCGAAGUGGUGGCUCAUUAUCUGAGGUUAAAUCGAGAAUAUAAUCCUAUGCCUGGUAAAAAGAUUCACUGGCCGGGGGGAAGAGAAGGGCCUCCACGAGAUAUUCCGGAAUGCGGCUUUUUAGGGAACGAUCCAGCUUGUACGUCAAGAACAGAAGCUUAUACGUUUGUAGCUUACACAUGCGCGGCGCUCGCUGUAUUUCUGCUCGCUACGAUUACAGCUGCGUGUCUUUUGUACAGGCAUUUGCGAUUGUCCGCCGAUCUAAAUAACAUGUCUUGGCGCGUGAGACCUGAGGAAUUACUCUUGGAAGUUGGAAAGCAGUUCUCGUCGAAGAUAAAUCUCCAUCAAGCAAUAUCCGAUACAAAUAAUUUUGGAGUGGAACAAAGAAUACGUCGCGGAUCUCAAAUCAGUUGCGAGUCUUUGCCACCGACAACGGUUUUCACCACUGUUGGGAUAUAUAAAGGUGAGAGAGUGGCUAUUAAGACGAUCACCAUGAAGAAAGUGGUGGACAUCACAAAGAAACUGCUCUGGGAAAUCAAACAAGUCAGAGAUGUUACGUCGGAGAACACCGUGAGAUUCAUCGGUGCUUGCAUCUGCUCGCCGACACCGACAGUUUUAAUCCUCACAGAGUACUGUCCACGAGGAUCGUUGAAGGAUGUUUUAGAAAACGAGGCGAUCAAGCUAGACUGGAAUUUCCGAAUGUCUCUGAUCCACGAUAUCGUCAAGGGAAUGUCUUACCUUCACGCCAGCGAGGUUUCCGCUCAUGGGAAGUUACGAUCAUGCAAUUGCCUCAUCGAUGGUCGUUUCGUGCUGAAAAUCUCGGACUUUGGUCUUAAAACUCUCACCACACCCUCCGAUCUAAUCAUGGACGAGAACUAUUACACGAAAUUAUUUUGGAUCGCUCCAGAAGUCCUGCCGUUAAUGGUGACGCCCGGAAGCGCCGCGACCCAAAAGGGUGACGUUUACAGCUUCGCGAUUAUCCUGGAGGAAAUAGUGCUGCGUGGUGGCCCGUAUGUGGUAGCUAGAACGUUUAUGACGGCGCAAGAGAUCAUGAGCAGAGUGUUAGCGUCCGAGACUCCACCAUUCAGACCGGAAGUCGAUCCGAAGGAUUGUCCCUCGGACAUACUGUCGCUGAUGGAAAAAUGCUGGCAUGAAAUUCCCGAGGAACGACCUAGUUUCCACACGAUACGCGGCACGAUAGCGGGAAUCAUGAAGGGAUACUGCGAAAAUCUAAUGGACGAUCUACUACGAAGGAUGGAGCAAUACGCUAAUAAUUUGGAGGCUCUCGUCGAAGAAAAGACCGAGCAGCUAAGCUUGGAGAAACGUCGCAGUGAAGAACUGUUGUACCAAGUGCUUCCGAGGCAAGUUGCUGGUCAACUGAUGGCUGGAGAGAUGGUACAACCGGAGCAAUUUGAGUGCGUUACCAUUUAUUUCAGCGAUAUCGUCGGUUUCACGGCCUUGUGCGCGCAAAGCACGCCCAUGGAAGUUGUAGAUUUCCUGAAUGACCUGUACAGCACUUUCGACAAUAUUAUCGGAUUCUACGACGUUUAUAAGGUGGAAACUAUAGGAGAUGCGUACAUGGUGGCGUCUGGUCUCCCGGAGAGGAAUGGCGAUGAACAUGCGAGGGAAAUUGGCCUGAUGGCUUUGGCGAUAUUGGACGCCGUCAAAUCGUUCACCAUAAUGCAUAAACAAAAUACUCAAUUGAGCGUUCGAAUCGGCGUACACAGUGGUCCAGUUUGCGCCGGAGUAGUAGGUCAGAGAAUGCCGCAUUAUUGUCUCUUUGGCGACACCGUGAAUACAGCGUCUCGAAUGGAAUCGUCUGGACUCCCUCUGAGGAUACACGUCUCUGAAGCAACGAAAAACAUCUUGGACAAGUUCGGGACGUUCGACCUCGAACUCAGAGGGGAAGUGGAGUUGAAGGGAAAGGGCAGGGUGACGUCUUACUGGUUAACGGGUUGCUCGGAGCCUGAUUCCAGAUUAACCGUGCCGAAAUAUCGCAGACUCAGUAGCAGUCAACCCGAGAACAAUUUGAAUCCAUUAAUUUUUCCGCCGAACAACACGAACGGCCCGAAAACGAGCAACAACACAUUCAUUAAUUUAGCAGAAUUGUAA